Aspergillus uvarum CBS 121591 is the source of this 2625-nucleotide messenger RNA. RefSeq lists its product as uncharacterized. The record is from RefSeq and is a predicted model, not a curated record. NCBI's taxonomy places the organism in Eukaryota, Fungi, Ascomycota, Eurotiomycetes, Eurotiales, Aspergillaceae. Bases 1 to 2625 code for a protein of 874 amino acids. The transcript has a single exon.
AUGCCCAGCCUGGCGAAUGCUGGCACCUCUGUCGCCUCACCAGAACACUUGGAUCCGCCCCAGUUGAGGGCCCACAAGUCUCUACGUCGCCGGCCAAAUGUUCCCUUGAACUCUCCAUCCGUCGCCCAAACAAUAAAACCGGUGGGCCACAAUGGCCUCCCGUCAGGGACAGCCUCUCUGCCACGAGCUCCCGUUCGUCCCUUAACGCCUCCCGCGGUCGCCUCAACUGGAGACUCGAACAUCCACGGGGCGCAUAUCGCAACAACACCUUCUUUACUUUCGGUGAGCGAUGCGAUAACCCCGAGGCCAUCGCAUCCUCCCACACCCGAAACUACCCCUCCUCAAGUCGCUGCCUCGGCUCAGCGUCCGGCCCUCAAGCAACUCGCCCAGUCCUUCUCCUCGUCUCGGGCGGAUUCCUUUCGCACUGCGCUGGAAAUCAUCUCAGAUGCUGGAACUGAAACCCCAUCUCGGUCAGCCCGGUCCUCCUCGUUUCUAACCAGACAGAGCGAUUCGUCCGAUCACAGCGACACGCGAAGCGGAGAAACAACACCGGUACCAAACCAUACUUCUGAUCGGAUGCGUUCCGCGACACCAGAGAUGUCUAUCGCAGAGAGUCGGCAAGAUGCGACACUAAAUCCCCCAGCACCUGCUCCCCGUCAUCAGGGAUCUGCAUCUAGCCGUACCGACCGCAACUCAGACACGGCGGAACACCCAAUUUACAUGGUCGAGUCGGAUGCAGACAGCACGGACGUGCUUCCCGUCCGCGCGAAAAGCGAACGAAGGCAGGGGGCUGACUCGCACGAGCCUGUAGGUGGAUUGUCAAUCGAGCAGUUUCGCGAGCAAAUCGGCUGGCCCCAGACGGAGCCUACUACAGCCGAGCCUGACGCCUCGCGAAGAUUCUCCAAUGUGUCCACGACGUCCACCGUUGAGGUUAUGAUUAUUGACUCGCCGCGAUCAACUCAACGUUCACUUCGUCACACUGAGAAGAGGAGCUCUCUCCGCUCAGUCAGCUCUCCCUUGACGAAAUCGGAGCACACCUCACUGGUCUCUAAUCCGGACUCGCAGCAUCGCCUGGUUCAUAAGAGCGCGCGCAUUACAGAACAUGAUCGUCGAAGUGUUGCGUCGGAGAUGUCUAUUUCAGGGAUUUCGGCAAUGAGCUUUCUCCCACCGAAUGUGGAAAUAGUACCGGUGGUGGUGAUCCCUGAGCGGCGGUCGUCCCUUAAGUCUUCGACUUCGACCAGCCGGAAUACCUCCCAAAGUCGCUCCCGACGUUCGAGUCGACGAGCUCCGGUCGCCUCGGGCAGCCGCCCAGGCUCGCUGGAACCUCCGCGCCGCAAGGAGCGGACGCUGUCCGAUGCGAGCACCAACGCGGACAAGCGGGCGCAAUCUCGAGGCCGAAGCGAUGGUCGACCAGUCAUCCCACAGCGUAAUUCGUCGCUGUCCGCACCAACCAGUCGCAAUAAUUCACGGACCACAUCUCUCACCUCUGAGAGCCUACGAAAUCACACGAUGGCAAUGGAGCAAGAGACGCGAAAGAAGCCAGCGCCACUUCCUCUGUCCCAACCCGAGGGGUCGUCCCACGGCCGGCCUGCGCACGAUGUUCCAGAAGCCGCGAAAACGCAAUCCAUCAUCAUCGGCGUCGAAGACAUGUCGCAUCUCCGGCCGCCGUCCAUGCCCUAUACUCAAGUCUCCAUCCCGUCUUCAUCUCCCGGAGUGAUCGAAAUCAGUGAGGCGAGGACCAUCGCCAUUUUCCCGCAUAACAACGAGUCAUUAUUGCUGGUAGAGCCACAAUCACAACCUACCACGCGUGAACAGAUUCCUGAUAUAGCAUCCCAGAACAAGCCCCAAACGCCGGUCCCAUCGACGCAGUUCGAGGUGGAGUCACCAUUGAAGAAUCCCCGCCAACCGCCCAAGCCACCGGUCUGCCACGUCUCGCCCCCGUCGCCCGUGCAAGACGCCAAUCGCCAACUGGGAGCCGCCGUGAGUGAAGCCGAUGCGAAUGGACGUCCGGCCCGUCGGUUCGGGUCUAUCCGGCGUCCGUGGAUGGUACGUCCUCGGUCUGAUUCAUACAAUUCUGCUCUCGGGUCUUUCUCACUGACGUCCGUGAAGAACCGCAAGGCGGACAACCCCGAGAUCGACGGGCGCCUGCAGCCCUUCUGGCGACCGCGUCGCUUCUGGGACGACUCGGAGACCGACACGUCCUCCCCCAACGGGAGCCCUGUCGAAGACCGCCACCACGAGCCCGACACGGUGAUCAAAAACUCGCUGGGGAUGCCGCAGCAGCGGACGGUGCUGGAGGGGCCGCCCAUCGCGCGCAACCCGGAGACCCGCCGACGGCUGGGCGGCCACCACCAUGCUGCCAACCGCGGCACCCUGGUCGGCAGCAGCCAAGUGUUCACGCCGGAAGCCCUGUACUCGCAGACUUCGCUUCAUCACCACCGGUUCCAGUCCCUGUCGUGGUGGCGGUUGCGACUGCGAGCCGGCAAGGUACGCAACCUCCGCAAACGCAUGCGCCGGGUGUGGCAGCAGCACGGCGAACGUCGACGCGAGGCCAAGCGCGAGAAGCUGAAGCAGAGCAUUGGGGAUGCGGUGCUGGUCAAUUCCAGCACGAGCCCGAGGCCAUAG